Symbiodinium sp. CCMP2592 is the source of this 1014-nucleotide messenger RNA. The record is from the annotation of a GenBank genome assembly. NCBI's taxonomy places the organism in Eukaryota, Dinophyceae, Suessiales, Symbiodiniaceae.
AUGAAAGCGGCUGCCGCCGGCGCACGCUCCUGUGCUGUCGCCAAGUACAGCUCCCGGACGAUGCUUCGCCGACUGCAAGCCACUCCGAAGGUGUGGCAGCAGCGCUGCUUCCGCGUCCUUGCCAUGGGCAACACCAUCAUCGAUCAUGUCAUCUCUGUCGAGAAGCUUCCUGAUGACGGCAAAGUUUGGGUCGAGUCCAAGCAAAAGUUUGUGGGCGGACAGGGCGCUAACGCCGCCCAAGGCAUGGCGAAGCUGGGCCUCGAAGUCUCCUGGCUCUCGAGGCUCGGUGACGACGACGACGGCGCGAAUGCCCUCCGCCACUUCAAAGCUUGCAGCAUCGACACCUCCUUUUGCAUUGAAGUUGAGCGAGCGCACACGAUGUCAGCCACGGUCACCAUCGGCCGGGAGUGCAUGAAGCGGUGCUGCUACAUGCACAAGGAUGAGCGCUUGCUUGAAUAUGAUGUGUCCUCGCACAUCAGCAGCCUCGAUCUGCGCUCCUUUCAGAUCCUCUACACGGAUGGUCAUCAGACGGAUCUUGCCCUACCCAUCGCUCAGAAGGCCUUUGACCAGGGCGUUCCGAUCAUCGCCGACAUCGAAGUCUUAGACCAAGAUUGUCGGGCACUUGCCAAGCUGGCGAGUCACGUCAUUGCCCCACUUGAAGUCUUGCAGGAGCUUUCUGGCGAGACCGAUCCAGAGCGCAUCGUGAGACUUCUCUCCGAUCGCGAAGGGAAGACAGUGAUCGCCACAGCAGGGCUCGCGGGCUCCUAUGGCACUUCCUUUGAAGAUCCUACAGUCUACCACGUGAAGGUUCGACCAGAAUGCCAAGCAUUUGAUACCCUUGGUGCUGGCGAUGCCUACCAUGCCGGCUACGUGGCGGCAGUGUCUCGAGGCCUUCACCUCGAGAACCGGAUGGCCCUGGCCACCUCCGUGGCUGCCGCGCUCUGUGAAACCUCAGGACCCGUGCCCUCCCUCGAAGCGCUUCGCCGGUUCGGCUGCCUCCUCGACGCGGAGUGA